CUUUCCCAGGUGGCCCCGGACGCGCCAGGCUGGGGCCGCCUCUGAGCGCCCCUCGGGGCCAUGGACGUGGAGACAGCGGAGGAGCAGGGCGGCCCUGCGCCCCCGUCAAGUGCACCCUGCGGACCUUGUUCCGCCGGCGCUCCCGCCCUCGGGGGGCGGCGGGAGCCCAAGAAGUACGCAGUGACCGAUGACUACCAGUUGUCCAAGCAGGUGCUGGGCUUGGGUGUGAACGGCAAGGUGCUGGAGUGCUUCCACCGGCGCACUGGGCAGAAGUGUGCCCUGAAGCUCCUGUACGACAGCCCCAAGGCCCGGCAGGAGGUGGACCACCACUGGCAGGCCUCAGGUGGCCCCCACAUCGUGCGCAUCCUGGAUGUUUAUGAGAAUAUGCAUCACAGCAAACGCUGUCUCCUCAUUGUCAUGGAAUGCAUGGAAGGUGGUGAGUUAUUCAGCAGGAUUCAGGAGCGUGGUGACCAGGCUUUCACUGAAAGAGAAGCCGCAGAGAUCAUGCGGGAUAUUGGCACUGCCAUCCAGUUUCUGCACAGCCGGAACAUCGCCCACCGAGAUGUCAAGCCUGAAAACCUGCUCUACACGUCCAAGGACAAAGAUGCAGUACUGAAGCUCACGGACUUUGGUUUUGCCAAAGAGACCACCCAGAAUGCCCUGCAAACUCCAUGUUACACUCCCUACUAUGUGGCUCCUGAGGUCCUGGGUCCAGAGAAGUAUGACAAGUCAUGUGACAUGUGGUCCCUGGGCGUCAUCAUGUACAUCCUCCUGUGCGGCUUCCCGCCCUUCUACUCCAACACGGGCCAGGCCAUCUCGCCGGGGAUGAAGAGGAGGAUCCGCCUGGGCCAGUAUGGCUUCCCCAGCCCUGAGUGGUCCGAGGUCUCCGAGGAUGCCAAGCAGCUGAUCCGCCUCCUGCUGAAGACGGACCCCACUGAGAGGCUGACCAUCACACAGUUCAUGAACCAUCCCUGGAUCAAUCAAUCGAUGGUGGUGCCUCAGACUCCACUCCACACAGCCCGAGUGCUGCAGGAGGACAGAGACCACUGGGAUGAAGUCAAGGAGGAAAUGACCAGUGCCUUGGCAACCAUGCGGGUGGACUAUGACCAGGUGAAGAUCAAGGACCUGAAGACUUCUAACAACCGGCUCCUCAACAAGCGGAGGAAGAAGCAGGCAGGCAGCUCCUCGGGCUCGCAGGGCUGCAACAACCAGUAGCUCCUCCGACCUUGGGGGAGCCAGAGGACACACUGGAGUGGGCUGAAGCCCUGACCUGGAGGGCUCAGGGUCCUGUUUUUUUAACAAAAGAGUUGUUUGUGUUGUGUUGUGAUUUGUCACUUAGAACUUCAGGAUGGGGGAACAUGACCCCAAGUCCUUCAGAAUCGCAUCCCAGGGUCAGGCCCUAGAGAGGGGCCAAAACCUGGGCCCUGGGGAGCCACGUGCUGCAGCUCCAGUGCCUUUGAUCACUGUGGCCUGAAUGCCCUGUGGCUGCAUCCCGCCCAGGGCCUGGCCUUAGAGUUCUAGGCCCCUGGGCAUUGUGGUUGGGCUUCCCUCCUGUGAAAACAGCUCCCCGGAGGGUGGGCAGAUGGGCCUGGCCUUGGGAAAGGCAUCCGGCCACUGGUUGUCAUGGCGACCAGGGACAGAGUUGCCAGUCUUGAAUGCUGAGUGAGUGAGCAAGGGAGGGAGGGGGGCAGUUGAGGGUCUGCCUGCCUUCUUGGGGAGGCUGCCACUCACCCCUCUCAGACUCCCCCCUACCCCUCCGUUUUUGGUCUCCCUGAAGUGUCAGGGUCAGUCUGCCUGGCUCCCUGGGUGGUCCAGCGCUGUGUUGCUGCAACCCCAUCCCACAGGGCCCUUGGAAGUCUCCUUCCACAGAGUGCCUGAGCCCAGCCAUCCUGUUACGACACCCCCCCUCACCCCCACCCGGAGUGACCUCUUACCUCAGUGAGGGGUUUGAGGGGGCAGAUAUUUUUUAACCCUUUUUUACUUUGGAAAAUGUCACUGUGACAAAAGCCAGUACAGUUACCCUGCCCCCACCUGCUCAUCAGAUCCCAGGCAGGAAAGCCUGUCCUUAAGAGUUCACCCCCUACUCUCCUGGUUGAUGGCAGGGCUCGUCUCCUGAUGUACUUUUGUGAGAGUGGAUGGCUGGAGGCAGGGCUAAGGGGCCCCCCCUUAAUCCAGGGCCUCUUUCUGUACUUUGGGUCAGACUCGAGGCAGUGGAGGGCUGCUGCUUAGAGGGUCUGGUCCUUUCUUUUUUGCCCGAGUCGGAGCAGACAGGGCCCCUCCCUCGCUGCUCCAGGCUCACCCAGCCCCACACUGCCCAGGGAUGCUGAAUGCCUGAUAUGGGCCUGGCCAGUGCCUGGCCCCCAGCCUGCUUCCUGGUUCCUCACCCUUCUCUCACUGGCUGGGAAACCCUAGACCAUGUCAGGGAGGAUAGCACUGCUGGGUUUUAUAUCCAGGUAUUAAUAAACAGCAUUUUGGCAUUUUU
This is a messenger RNA of Odocoileus virginianus texanus, 2482 nucleotides long. RefSeq names its product MAPK activated protein kinase 3 (gene MAPKAPK3). Gene Ontology annotation, biological process: intracellular signal transduction; peptidyl-serine phosphorylation; response to cytokine. Lineage: Eukaryota; Metazoa; Chordata; Mammalia; Artiodactyla; Cervidae. Gene Ontology annotation, molecular function: ATP binding; calcium/calmodulin-dependent protein kinase activity; calmodulin binding. The record is from RefSeq and is a predicted model, not a curated record. Gene Ontology annotation, cellular component: nucleus; cytoplasm.